GGGGCCGAGGACGCAGCUUCUCUGCUCGCCCGCCCGGGACGCCGCGCCACCCGCCCCCUGCAGCCUGUGUUGCAGCUGCCGGCCACCGGAGGGGGCGAACAAACGUCAACCUGUUGUUUGUCCCGUCACCAUUUAUCAACUCUCAGCACCACAAGGAAGUGCGGCCGCCACCCGCGCGCGGAAAGUUCAGCAUGCAGGAAGUUUGGGGAGAGCUCGGCGACUAGCACAGCGGGGCGGCCCGGGCUAGCGCAGGGCGAGCGUGGGGGCCAGAGCGCGGCGUGGUCCUGGGAGCCUGUCCCGGCUUUUUCUUGGAGCGACGCUGUCCCUAGGUCGCUGAUCCCAAUGCACCGGCUCAUCCUUGUCUACACGCUAGUCUGCUCAAACUUUUGCAGCUACCGGGACACUUCUGCAACUCCGCAGAGCGCAUCCAUCAAAGCUUUGCGCAACGCCAACCUCAGGCGAGAUGAGAGCAAUCACCUCACAGACUUGUACCGAAGAGAUGAAACCAUCCAGGUGACAGGACACGGCCAUGUGCAGAGUCCCCGCUUCCCAAACAGCUACCCCAGGAACCUGCUUCUAACCUGGCGGCUCCAUUCCCAGGAGAAAACAAGGAUACAGCUAGCCUUUGACAAUCAGUUUGGAUUAGAGGAAGCGGAAAAUGAUAUCUGUAGGUAUGAUUUUGUGGAAGUUGAAGAUAUAUCUGAAACCAGCACCGUUAUUAGAGGACGAUGGUGUGGACACAAGGAAGUUCCUCCAAGGAUAACAUCAAGGACAAACCAGAUUAAAAUAACAUUCAAGUCUGAUGACUACUUUGUGGCUAAACCUGGAUUCAAGAUUUAUUAUUCUGUUGUGCAUCUAUCACAGUCUUUCCUAGGGCAAGGCAGCCCAGCCAUAGGGGACCAGAGCUUUGCUGUGAAGCACACUUUGGAUCAAAGGAAAUUUCCCCAGUUACUAAUGGAAGAUUUCCAACCUGCAGCAGCCUCAGAGACCAAUUGGGAGUCAGUCACAAGCUCAAUCUCAGGGGUAUCCUAUCACUCUCCAUCAGUAACGGACCCCACUCUCACUGCGGAUACUCUGGACAAAACCGUUGCAGAAUUUGAUACUGUGGAAGAUCUGCUCAAGCACUUCAAUCCAGAGUCAUGGCAAGAAGAUCUUGAGAAUCUGUAUUUGGACACCCCUCAUUAUCGAGGCAGGUCAUAUCAUGACAGGAAGUCAAAAGUUGACCUGGACAGGCUCAAUGAUGACGUCAAGCGUUACAGUUGCACGCCCAGGAAUUACUCGGUCAACUUGAGAGAGGAGCUGAAGGUGACCAAUGUGGUCUUCUUUCCACGCUGCCUCCUCGUGCAACGCUGUGGGGGAAACUGUGGCUGUGGAACUGUCAGCUGGAAGUCCUGUACGUGCAAUUCAGGGAAAACUGUGAAGAAGUAUCACGAGGUGUUAAAGUUUGAGCCUGGCCAUUUCAAGAGGAGGGGCAGAGCGAAGCACAUGGCUCUCGUUGACAUCCAGUUGGAUCACCAUGAGCGGUGUGACUGUAUCUGCAGCUCAAGACCACCUCGAUAAAAGAAUGUGCACAUACUUACAUUAAGCAUGAAAGAACCUUUAUUUUAAGAAGGGUGUGGUAAGAGACCCCUUUCCCACCAGCAACCGAACUUACUAUUAGCCUGCAAAGCAAUGAAUACAAGUGGUUGCUGAGUUUCAACCUAGCUUUGGUAGUGUCAUGAGUAGAAAGGUGUAUCAUCAAUCUCUAUAUCCAAGAAUAUAGGAUUGCAUUUAAUAAUAGUGCCUGAGGAUAUAUAUGUAUAUAUAUCCAUGUCUCUGUGUAAAUAGAUCAUAUGGUUUAUUCAGUAUAUAUAACCAGGUACACCAGAGCUUACAUAUGGUUUAAUUACCUAGACCUUUAAAAUCUGACAAAAUAAGGGACAUAGUAAACACAUGGAACAUGUCUUUGGAAGAUUUGGAAGAUGAAUUUGUUUAUUUUUAAGUUUUGAAUCACAAAACAAUUCUGGAUCUUGCUCUUUUAAAGAAAGCACCCUGUAUAUUAAAAACCAAUAAAUGAGAUUUUCUUAUGCAUAUAUCUUAAUUAUAACAAAAGAAAAAAUAUGGUUUCUGGGAAAAGCACAUUCCUAACCAUUUUUCUCAUGUACCACAUACUUGGCUGUAUAGACAAUAAUUUACCUGUCUCCAAAAGCAUGUCAUAAUAAUAUAAGUGCUUUAGAAACAAAACCAUUAAGGCUUCUUUUUAUGUGUCUUGCUGACACAUAUAAAUUCAUUAACACCUAUCUCCAAAAAAAUUCCCACAAGAUUUAUUAUUAUAAUCCUAUGAGAGACAAUUUAUAAGCUAUAGCAGAAUUGUUUCUUUUCAAAAACCUCUCCAUGGAAGUAACUCCUUUGGAAAAUGGCAUGAGGACUGUGCAUGAGCCGUUCAAAAUAGUGUUCAUUGAAAAAUGUGGGCAGUUGAAAGUCAAAAAAGUGAGCAUUGAAAUAUUAACAUAACUGGGAAUCGGAUGGAAUAUUUGAAUGGGAUCUAUAUUUAAUAACGGAUACAUACUCUCCAAAUUAUGCCAGUUAAUUUUACAUAUCUUGCUUUUGUGUUUCUGUCUCUUCGAUAUACAGACAUGGAUUUACAAUGGCAUUUUAUAUUUGGCAAGCCAUUAUGGACUAUUUAUAGCCUAGAAGCUUUUGUGUAUUAAAACAACCCAGUUUUAUUGAUGUAGAUUCCUAAUCAUGUACUCACUCACCAUUCAAUUCAGAUGAAUUCCUGUUUUUGAACUAAGUGAAAUUAGACCUGGGGUCUCUGGUUCUUUCCAAAUCUAUGGAGCUUGUUCUAAGAAGCCACACUGGAAAUUGUGGGUGCACAAGUUCAGCCCUGCUCUACACUAGGAAGCAGUCUUUGCACUGGGGGUUAUUAUUGGUACUUAGAGUAAUUUUUCCUCCCCGGCUCCUUAAUGUCUGUUAAGACCUCAGAGACUGACUCCAGGCAUAAGAAGUGAUUCAUCAUUCUCCAAAGCAAGUCUCUUAAGAGAGUGACACUGAAAUCAAGAUAGCUCAGGGACUGCUCAGAGAGAAUGACAAGUUUCUUCUCACCUUGAAAGAAAAUAGGAGAGCCAGUUUCUUCCCUGAGUCCAGGGCCCUACUGACUACAGCCAAGUUGAGUGAAGGCUAUGUGACUGGGUCUCAUUAAGCCCCAGUGUCAGAGGAGCGGCCUAAAUAUACUUGGAUUUCUGAGCGUGGUGCUUUCAGGACCAAGUUCUCAACCAUCCUUAGGAGUUCAUUUCUGCUCAGCUCUUUGAAAGGCCAAUGCUUAUUGAAGAUGUUCCUUCAAGAAUUCCCUGAAAGUGUCCAGUGUUUUUACCUCAGGGGAUGACUGGUAAAAAUAAAUACUCUAUUGCUGAGUUGCCCGAAAUCCCAGAGCACAAUCAGAAAUAGCUGAAGCAGACCCUCUAGUAAUCAGGAACCACUCUUCCCCUCCAUGCCUCUUCCAAGUUUCCUAUGGAAACAUAGCCUUCCUGUACCAAAACCCAAAUUUGUGUUAUAUCACUAGCUUGUUCAGCUGUAAGUAUGAAGAAUUAGAGUGUUCUACCCAGUUUUCAAUAAACCUUCCAGGUUGCAAUAACCAGGAUGGUUUUCAUUUAAAGCCCCAUCUGUACUUUUUAUUUAUUAGCUGAAAUGUAAGCAGGCAUAUUCACUCACCUCUUUUUUUCUUUCCUGAGUGUUUUAUUAAAACUUCUCCCUUGGUUAUCUGUUAUCUAUUGCACUUUUAACAUGUAGCCAAUAAAUCUGUUUCACUGCCAUCAAAGGGAUAAAAAGAUCACCGUACAAAUUACAUUUCAAAAUAAAUCCUAAUAAAUCCUCAUUUCUGCAUGGCUCACUCACCUGGAAUAAUGCCUUCUGUUCAAUAUGUUUUUAUAGGGCAGAGCACUUUUGUAAGUAGAAUUUUUCAUGUUUUUUUUGUCAUAUCAGUAACAUGCAGCUUUUUCGUCUUGUAGCAUUUUCUAUAACAAAUGUAAU
Messenger RNA from Mesoplodon densirostris (Blainville's beaked whale), 4008 nucleotides. RefSeq names its product platelet derived growth factor D (gene PDGFD). Gene Ontology annotation, cellular component: membrane. Gene Ontology annotation, molecular function: growth factor activity; platelet-derived growth factor receptor binding. The coding region runs from base 343 to 1560 and encodes 405 amino acids. The record is from RefSeq and is a predicted model, not a curated record. Lineage: Eukaryota; Metazoa; Chordata; Mammalia; Artiodactyla; Ziphiidae. Gene Ontology annotation, biological process: platelet-derived growth factor receptor signaling pathway; positive regulation of cell migration; positive regulation of protein autophosphorylation. The transcript has 8 exons.